CAAAACAUGGUGCUAUCAAAAAAGUUCAGGGGGGUGAGGCAGCGACGUUGGGGUUCUUGGGUUUCUGAAAUUAGACAUCCUUUAUUGAAGAGGAGGGUAUGGCUAGGAACUUUUGAAACAGCAGAAGAGGCAGCAAGAGUCUAUGAUCAAGCUGCAAUCUUGAUGAGUGGCCGUAAUGCGAAAACUAACUUUCCCAUGCCUCAAACUUCGAAUGAAGAUGACCCAAAAUCAAGUGAUCAACCUUCACUCACAACACCACCAAAUGGUUUGUCCCAGAUCCUCCAUGCCAAGCUAAGAAAGUGCAGCAAGGCGCCAUCACCAUCAAUGACUUGUUUGAGGCUUGACGCUGAGAAUUCCAUUGGGAUUUGGAAAAAGAGUGCUGGUCAGCGGUCUGACUCAAAUUGGGUCAUGACAGUGCAGCUUGGAAAGAGAGAUGAGAGCCAAGUUUCUGAGAGUGCAUUGCCAUUGCCUGAUCAGUCUCCAGGAGGGACAUCAGGACCAGAACGGAGAGAAGAAAUGGAUGAAGAAGAGAGAGUGGCACUGCAAAUGAUUGAAGAGCUUCUUAACAGGAAUUGUCCUAGCCGUGCUUUUGGGGUUCAAGAUCAUGAAGAUGGCAGCUUUUUUCUUUAGCUAUCUAUGGUCUUUAUGAUCAUGGGAUUUCUGUGAGUUUGUGUGCUUGGUUUAAGGAAGUGAUCAAGUGUGUGUAGGAUUGCAUGUGACAUUACUAUUCUAUAUAAUUUGUCUAUUUUAAUCAGUAUAACCCUAAUAAUUACACAUAUAUAAAUAUUUAUGUGUCAGAUUACGAAAGGGUGGAGAACCAG
Molecule: messenger RNA, 821 nt
Organism: Populus euphratica (Euphrates poplar)
Lineage: Eukaryota; Viridiplantae; Streptophyta; Magnoliopsida; Malpighiales; Salicaceae
Product: ethylene-responsive transcription factor WIN1-like
Exons: 2
Coding region: 7-630 (207 amino acids)
Biological process (GO): regulation of DNA-templated transcription
Molecular function (GO): DNA-binding transcription factor activity; DNA binding
Source: RefSeq, a predicted model, not a curated record